Phasianus colchicus (ring-necked pheasant) is the source of this 419-nucleotide messenger RNA. The record is from RefSeq and is a predicted model, not a curated record. Lineage: Eukaryota; Metazoa; Chordata; Aves; Galliformes; Phasianidae.
GCACAGAGAUGGGGGGGACACUGAGCUGGGUGGGGGCACGGAGCUGUGGGGCCAUUUGGGGUCACCCCAUCAGAGACAUUUGGGAGCAGCAGCUGCAGGAGUACAGGAUGGGGCCGGCUGUGUGGGAUGGGGGCACGGCAGCUUUUGGGGUGGGUAUCGGUAGGGGGGGGCACAGCAGCGCCCUGCCCCCCCUGCAGGACCUGAGCGUGAGGACGGAGCUGGAAGCUGCCAACGGCAGGAAGGUGGCGGCGCUGGAGGUGUUCGCCCAUGCGCUGCGCUUCUUCAAGCAGCACGCCGUGCAGGAGCUGAGGGAGCAGAGCCCGGCGUUGCCAGAGAGCGGGGCCAUCCGCUGGGUGCUCACCGUGCCGGCUGUAUGGAAACAGCCUGCGAAGCUGCUCAUGAGGGAGGCGGCGUAUAGG